GCCGGGGGCCGCGGGGUAGCCAGCGGGGGGUCCGGCUCCCCCUCCCAGCCGACGGGAGGGGGGCGAAGAGGGCCGUCUCCCACUUUGGCGAACACUUUGGCACUUUGCUGGACCCGGAGCAGGAAGGGGUGGAAAUAUGGGGAAAGUUGGAAGUUGCCUGGUGACUUUGGCCGGACUUUUGCUGGCGGCGGGAGCGCAGACGUUUACAGGAUGCUGUACUUUCGAUGAGCCAUUUAGCACCUGUGGGUAUAGUCAGUCAGAUGAUGAUGAUCUUAACUGGGACCAGGUGAACACGCUGACAAAACCCUCCUCAGAUCAAUGGAUGCCUUCUGGUUCUUUCAUGUUGGUGAAUACAUCUGGGAGAUAUGCAGGACAGAAAGCUCACCUCCUGAUGCCCCAUCUAAAAGAAAAUGAUACGCAUUGUAUUGAUUUCCACUAUUAUGUUUCAAGCAAGAGUGGAUCUAGCCCUGGCACUUUGAAUGUGUAUGUGAAAGUUAACGAUGGACCUAUUGGUAACCCAGUGUGGAACACAUCUACUACUAGUACUUGGAACAGAGCAGAACUGGCAAUUAGCACUUUCUGGCCCAAUUUUUAUCAGGUUGUUUUUGAAGUGGUAACUUCAGGUCACCCUGGAUAUGUGGCCAUUGAUGAAGUGAAAGUUUUAGGACAUCCAUGUACAAAAACUCCCCAUUUCUUGCGUCUUCAGAGUGUGGAAGUCAAUGCAGGACAAUUUGCUACUUUUCAAUGCACUGCCAAUGGUAAAUUCACUACAAGUGACAGACUUUGGUUACAGGGUAUUUACGUGAGGGAUGCACCUUUGAAGAACAUAAAAGUGUUCAAUGUUCGACGAUUUGUAGCUCUUUUUAAUGUGGUAAAUGCCACGAAGCGGGAUGCUGGCAACUAUCGCUGCAUGAUUCGAACAGAAGGAGGGGUUGGAGUAUCGAACUAUGCAGAACUAAUAGUGAAAGAGCCACCAGUUCCUAUUGCUCCACCUCAGCUGUCCUCAGUUGGUGCAACUUACUUGUGGAUACAGUUGAAUGCCAAUUCUAUCAAUGGAGACGGACCCAUUAUUCAAAGGGAAGUUGAGUAUCGAACUUCAAGUGGAAGCUGGUAUGACAUACAACCUGUGGACUCCACGAGCUAUAAGAUUGGACACCUGGAUCCUGACACUGAGUAUGAGAUCAGCGUGUUACUUACAAGACCAGGCGAAGGAGGAACUGGAUCUCCCGGGCCAGCUCUCAAAACAAGAACAAAAUGUGCUGAUCCAAUGCGUGGGCCACGGAAAUUAGAGGUUGUGGAGAUCAAGUCUAGGCAAAUCACUAUUUGCUGGGAGCCAUUUGGAUAUAACGUUACGCGUUGCCAUCGGUACAACCUCACAGUCCAUUACCGUUACCAGGCUGGAGGACAAGAGCAAGUGAGAGAAGAAGUAAGCUGGGAUACAGAAAGUUCACAUCCACAGCACACCAUUACUAAUCUUUCACCAUAUACAAAUGUCAGCAUCAAAUUAGUACUAAUGAAUCCGGAAGGACGAAAAGAAAGCCAAGAACUUGUUGUACAAACUGAUGAAGAUGUUCCAAGUGCUGUACCACUUGAAUCCAUUCAAGGGAGUACCUUUGAAGAGAAGAUUUUUCUUCAGUGGAGAGAGCCAGUGCAAACAUAUGGUGUCAUUACUUUGUAUGAGAUCACCUACAAAGCAGUCAGUUCCUUUGACCCAGAAAUAGAUUUAUCCAAUCAAAGUGGACGAGUCUCAAAGCUAGGAAAUGAAACGCACUAUCUCUUUUUUGGAUUGUAUCCCGGCACUACCUACUCUUUUACCAUCAGGGCCAGCACAGCUAAAGGCUUUGGACCUCCUAUCACAAAUCAGUUCACCACUAAAAUAUCAGCACCCUCUAUGCCACCAUAUGAACUCGAGACACCUUUGAAUCAAACUGACAGCACUGUGACAGUCUUACUGAAACCUGCACAGAGCAGAGGCGCUCCUGUCAGUGUCUACCAAAUAGUUGUUGAAGAGGAACGCCCUCGGAGGACCAAAAAGACAACUGAGAUCCUGAAGUGCUACCCAGUGCCCAUUCAUUUCCAAAAUGCCUCACUUUUGAAUUCCCGGUACUACUUUGCUGCAGAGAUUCCAGCCAAUGGCUUACAAGCUGCUCAACCUUUUACUAUUGGUGAUAACAAAACCUACAGUGGCUUCUGGAAUACUCCUCUUCUUCCUCAUAAGAGCUACAGCAUCUAUUUUCAAGCUGCUAGCAGAGCCAAUGGGGAAACCAAGAUUGACUGCGUCAGGGUAGCCACAAAAGCUGCGAUAAUCGUGACUCAGCUUACAACACCAUACAUUCGCAUCGCCCCUGCUGCAGGCGACGACCAACUAACAGGGGCUGCUACUCGAAAACCAGACCCAGAGCCUGAGAAGCAGACCGACCAUACUGUUAAAAUUGCUGGAGUCAUUGCAGGCAUCUUGCUGUUCGUCAUUAUAUUUCUGGGGGUUGUGCUGGUAAUGAAGAAAAGAAGAAGCUAUCACUCCUACACUUACUACCUAAAAUUGGCUAAAAAGCGAAAAGAGACAUUGAGCAGUACGCGGCAGGAAAUGACAGUGAUGGUGAAUUCAAUGGAUAAAAGCUACACUGAGCAAGGCACCAACUGUGAUGAAGCUUUCUCUUUCAUGGACACACACAAUCUAAAUGGGAGAUCUGUAUCUUCACCAUCUUCAUUUACAAUGAAAACUAAUACACUGAGCACGACAGUGCCUAACUCUUAUUACCCAGAUCCAUUUGUGCCAACUGCAAUUUUAGUGCCAAUCAAUGAUGAAACCCAUACGAUGGUCAGUGACACAAGCAGCCUGGUUCAAUCCCAUACCUACAAGAAGCGAGAUCCAGCAGAUGUGCCCUACCAGACUGGACAGCUUCAUCCAGCCAUCCGUGUAGCUGACUUACUGCAGCACAUCACCCAAAUGAAGUGUGCAGAAGGCUAUGGAUUUAAAGAGGAGUAUGAAAGUUUCUUUGAAGGACAGUCUGCACCGUGGGAUUCAGCUAAGAAAGAUGAGAACAGAAUGAAAAAUAGAUACGGGAAUAUCAUUGCAUAUGAUCAUUCUCGAGUGAGAUUGCAGCCCAUUGAAGGAGAAACAAACUCUGAUUACAUCAAUGGAAAUUAUAUUGAUGGUUAUCACAGGCCGAAUCACUACAUUGCUACACAAGGACCGAUGCAGGAGACAAUAUAUGACUUUUGGAGAAUGGUAUGGCAUGAGAACACAGCCAGCAUAAUCAUGGUUACUAAUCUCGUGGAAGUGGGAAGGGUUAAGUGCUGCAAAUACUGGCCAGAUGACACAGAGAUAUAUAAAGACAUUAAAGUUACCCUAAUAGAAACAGAGCUCCUCGCUGAAUAUGUGAUUCGAACAUUUGCAGUAGAAAAGAGAGGUGCUCAUGAGAUUCGAGAAAUUCGUCAGUUUCAUUUCACUGGUUGGCCAGACCACGGCGUGCCAUACCAUGCGACAGGCCUGCUGGGAUUUGUACGGCAGGUCAAGUCCAAGAGCCCGCCAAACGCUGGACCUCUGGUGGUUCACUGCAGUGCUGGCGCUGGCAGAACCGGGUGCUUCAUCGUUAUUGACAUCAUGCUAGAUAUGGCAGAAAGAGAAGGUGUUGUAGACAUAUACAAUUGUGUGCGAGAGCUUCGAUCUCGGAGAGUUAACAUGGUGCAGACAGAGGAACAGUAUGUAUUUAUCCAUGAUGCUAUCCUGGAAGCCUGUCUUUGUGGAGACACUUCUAUUCCAGCUUCUCAAGUUAGGUCUGCUUACUAUGAAAUGAAUAAAUUGGAUCCUCAAACUAACUCCAGCCAGAUCAAAGAGGAAUUUAGGACGUUAAAUAUGGUGACUCCGACGCUGCGUGUGGAAGACUGCAGUAUAGCACUUUUACCACGAAAUCAUGAAAAGAAUCGCUGUAUGGAUGUCUUGCCUCCAGACAGAUGCCUGCCUUUCCUCAUAACGAUAGAUGGGGAGAGCAGCAACUACAUUAAUGCUGCACUGAUGGAUAGCUACAAGCAACCAUCAGCCUUUAUAGUUACGCAGCAUCCCUUGCCAAAUACUGUCAAAGAUUUCUGGAGGCUGGUCCUAGAUUAUCACUGCACUUCAAUAGUUAUGCUGAAUGAUGUGGAUCCAGCCCAAUUGUGUCCUCAGUACUGGCCAGAAAACGGAGUACACCGACAUGGUCCUAUUCAGGUGGAGUUUGUAUCAGCUGAUUUAGAAGAAGACAUCAUCAGCCGGAUAUUCCGAAUUUACAAUGCAGCCAGACCCCAGGACGGCUAUCGGAUGGUGCAGCAGUUCCAGUUCCUGGGAUGGCCCAUGUACAGGGACACGCCAGUUUCCAAACGCUCGUUCUUGAAGCUCAUCCGCCAGGUGGAGAAGUGGCAGGAGGAGUACAACGGGGGAGAGGGACGCACAGUUGUCCAUUGCUUGAAUGGAGGUGGCCGCAGUGGGACGUUUUGUGCAAUCAGUAUUGUUUGUGAAAUGCUUCAACAUCAGAGGGCUGUUGAUGUAUUCCAUGCUGUGAAGACACUGAGAAAUAAUAAGCCUAACAUGGUGGACCUUCUGGAUCAAUAUAAAUUCUGCUAUGAAGUGGCUUUGGAAUACUUGAAUUCUGGCUGAUGGCAUAAACAGCGCAGACACUGUUCCUCCCUCCACCACCACAAACAAAGCAAGUCGUUUCAUGAUAUCUGUGUCAAUGAGAUGAAGACUUCUCAGUGUUAUGCUUCUACUGCUUUGUAUAACUGGCUCUUUUUAAGAGCCCAAAGAGAUGUUUAUAAAACUGCUUGCACUGCCCAUUUUCCACUAUUAAUGCCGCUGCUUGACACCCAUAUGAGCGUACACCAAACCACAUGGCGGUCGUUGAACACUGUAUUCAUAUGUAGCCAUCGAUGUGGUGAAGCAGCAUAGUCCUCUGGUAAAUAAGAGAGCACAAUUAUAUUCUUAUGAAGGAAUUUGUACUCUUCGUUAUAUUUUGUCGCCUGUGAUUCUCAGUUAUUGUCAUGGCCUAGUGUACAUUUCUGUUCUGUGGAGGAUGCUAUCUGGCAUUUUGAUAAUAUAUGAUUUUAGUUAUAUUUGCAUUCUAACACGUGCAUAAUAAAUGAAUCAUAUGUAGCUUAUUUGAACUAAUGGAAAGACAUGUACCAAAUCAUGUUAACUUUUUUGAGUUGUAAUUUCUAUCCACUUUGUACCAUUUCAGAGAGAGAAUCUUGGUAGAAAUGCAGUUAGACAAAUGCAAAAUACAGGAUGCUCAGAUUAAUAUAUCCAAAGCUUUUUCAUUUGUUUAUAUUGUAAAUAUUUUUUGAUUUCAUCAAAUUAUUUAUUCAUUAAAAUGAAUUUUUUUGUGAAGCACAGUGAGUGACAAUCAUUUUUAUUAAGCCCUGGAAAUGCUUACUGUAUGAUAGUGUAAACAUUUGUUUACCUUGUAUGGAUUCUCAGCUCAAUAAAUGAUUAUACAUGAUAAAA
Molecule: messenger RNA, 5476 nt
Organism: Lagopus leucura (white-tailed ptarmigan)
Lineage: Eukaryota; Metazoa; Chordata; Aves; Galliformes; Phasianidae
Gene: PTPRM
Product: protein tyrosine phosphatase receptor type M
Exons: 35
Coding region: 137-4633 (1498 amino acids)
Biological process (GO): protein dephosphorylation
Cellular component (GO): membrane
Molecular function (GO): protein tyrosine phosphatase activity; protein binding
Source: RefSeq, a predicted model, not a curated record